AUGCUCCCUAUCCGGAUAUUCGGCUUAUCUAAGUUGGCGGGAACAAAAAUUCUCCUACCUUUCAUUUUUCUGUCUUUACUGCCGUCUCCUUUGCAACCAGCCACAGUUGGUUUAAAUCAAAAAACGUUUAUUAAUGACGUCUUUAAAGUGAUUGGCGUAAUCGGAAAUAAAAUCACGCACAAGUGUGUUAGAUCAUACCAUACUUCAAAUUCCUUCAGGAAGUCUUACAUGUUGGUUUCGCAAAUCCACUUUCACAACGUCAUAAAAGUUUUGUUAGGGUUGAAAAUGUUUUUUUUUUUCUGAGGAACCCGAUGACCUCGAAGGCGACGCUGCGUUCGAGAAGAAGCUGGUGGCCACCCGAAAAGCUGUAAUUAUGAAGCUGGACCAAUGCACUCAUUGGAGAGACCAAGUUGAGAAAACAGAAAAAGAACAGAUCGAGAGACUUCUCAUGAUGGGAAAGUUCGAAGAGUGCAGGUAUUUUUUUUCGAAUAGAUUUAAACUUCGUUCUUUUCCAAGAGAUCUGGUGUUGAAAAUCGCUCGAAACCACUUUCCUGACAGCGCCGCCUGCAUCAAAAGUGUCACGGUCCUUAUUAAGAAGUAUCGUCGAGCACUUGAAGAAAAAUUCCGGUGAAAUGAUUUCCGCUUAGAAUUCAAUUUACCCUUGUCAUUCUCAGGAAGUUCACUUUCGAAAAAAGCAAAAUAGAAGAUUUUCUGAGUACAGAACAGCUGCAAAAGCUUCACGAGUUACUGCAAUCGACUAAUAGAAGCGACAUGGUCGAAAUUGCGGUGAGAAUUCCGAGCAUUUAUUUUUAAGUUGUGUUCAGCUUCAACGUUACUUUGGAGACUUGUCGCCCGAGAAAAGAGAGACCCUAGUGAAAGAAUUUUUCGCAUACAAGGUUGAGCUUCGGCGUAAGCCUAGAAGUGUCAAAGGUAAGAAAUUAGAAAAUUAUAAUACAUAGGGACUUUGUAGAUGAGACGACGGAAGGUGUCGAAGGGGCAAAAGAGAAAGCGACGGCUCGAAAUCCGAACCCACUGAAAGAAGAAUGUCUCGGAUGGCAAACACGGGGACAGGUACUAUUCGAUGUAUCUGUUGUUGAAUGGUUUUGACCAGAAAGAAGUUGUCCGAAGGCUGAGAGCUUCUUCUGCCUCGGAGUGGGACAUUCUCAACUUGAUAGCAGAUCAGUUCUAUCACGCCAAAAGAUCUCUGCGCAAAAGAUAUCAGGAGUGCGUACCACAUUUGAAGAAAAAAAGAUUUAUUCUCCGAUAAUACUGUUUCAGGAGUUUCAUCAAUUACUGCAACGAAAAUCUGCGACUUCUGAUAGGAGACGAAAACUUCGAGAAAAUAAAAAAGAUGUACAACGAGAGCGAGAAGGUCGACCGUUUGAGUGCCAAGUUCCAGCAGCUCGUCGGGGAAAUGCAAAACGAGACCGACCGCCUCACUGCCGGUUUUCCUCAAGUAGAGAUAUUUUUUCAUUUUGUUCUCCCAGACCAUUAUGGCGUGGUUUGUCGCAAAUUCUACCGACUUCUUCCCUUCCAAGCCGACGACCUUACAUCUUGGCUGACGGCUCAGCAGAAGCUCAGAAUUGGUCUGAUGAUCAUCGAUCCAGACAUUAAUGACGCUCAAGUUUAUGAUCAAGUGAAACUGCGUUUUCUGCUCUAAGGAUCUAUUAUUUUUUUGUAGCUUUACGAAUGGUUUUCCGCCACAAAAGGAACUCAAAAGGAAGAAGCUGACGAGAUUAUUAUCUCAGGAUGUCGAAACUUUAUCGCUUUGAUGUUUGGCGACGACGUCGCGGAAGUUUGUUUUGAUGAAAAUUAGAGAGUAGAAAACGAGAGAUUCAGACUAGAUUUAUAGAUAAUUUGUUAUUGCCAAAAAAAAAAAACUAUCUCCGCACAUCACAGAACGGUAGAAAGACCAAAGACGAAGAUUAUGAAAAUGAGUUCUGAAUAAGCUCACUCCGUAAAACGACUACAGCAACACGUCUGUUUCAGGAAACAGAAGACAUGCGUCUUGCCGGAAACGUGUCAGCCCAACACAUCGUGGCCAGACUCGCCGAAAAGCUGGCCGACAUUCCACGAACCGCUAAUCGCAAACAGGCCGAGUUUUGUCUUUUCGAUAUUUUUCUCGAAUGAGAAAUGUUUCCAGAGAUUCCUUAUCAAUCUGCAAACGAAUCUACCUAAAUUACAACGGAUCCUGCCACUGCAACGGACACGCGACGGUUUGCGACUCCCAGCUUCAUUCUUGUCUCGACUGCCAAAACAACACCGCUGGCUAUGAGUGCGACAGGUGAAACCAUCGAAACAUGUCUUUUUGAGAUUUCAUUUAUCUUUUUGAACUUUCAGAUGCAAAGACGGAUAUCUGCGACAAACAGACGGCGCGUGCCUCCAGGAAGAAAGUGAGCCGCAAGAAUGCAACUGUCACUCCCAUUCGCAGCGCUGUCGAUCCAACACAUGCGAGGUCGGAAAUCCACAAGGUUCAAGAUGACGUGACUGUAGGCCUGCAACCACAACACGACGGGCGACGACUGCGGCCUCUGUUUGCCUGGAUUUUUCGGCGACGCAACUCGAGGAACUCAGGAAGACUGUGUCCCUUGUCCUUGUCCGUGAGUUUUCCAUUCUUCAUGAAGCACGGACCUUUGAUACCAAUUCAGAAAAGGUAGCGAGUGCACUGUGAGCGAGGAGAAUGUGGUGACGUGCUCAACUUGUCCAGAAAACCACACCGGUCUCAAUUGCGAGGUUUGCGACUUCAGAAAAAGGCUCGAUGCCUAGAGAACUAUGUUUUUUCUUUACGAAGGCUUUUUGAAUCCAAAUGAACUACGUCGCUGAUUGGUUGAAAAAAACCUCUAUUGUUUUCCAGGCCAAUCGUUUUCCAGGCCAAUCAGAGCUGUAGUUUGUUAGAGCGAACUUCUCGCUGACGUAAAUAAAGUGUGUCGGCAUAAACUUUGAACCUAAAAAAAUUAGAAUAGGAAAAAAAAGUUUCAGAUUGAAAGUGAGACGGAGGUCACAACGAAAGAAAAACAAAAGGACGCGAUGUCGACAGAAGAAGUCAAAACAAGCCCUUCUUGAGGCAAAAAAUGCGUGAGAAGGCGUGCCGAGUGUCCGCCGCGUGGGAACCGAGCCAGUGUUUUGCCUCUUGUUGUGAAUUUUCGCUUGUGAUAUUUUCUCUCGAUAAAUUGCUUCUCGUUUCCUUUUUUUGCCAUCGUUUGCGCCUUGACUUGAAAAAAUCCCAAAAGGCGUCUUCAAAACUUCUUAUUCAUACUUUCAAGAAGAGUUUAGUUUUACUGACGAAAUUUAAUUUUCCGUCUAAGUUUUUCAAAGAUUGUCCGAUAGAGAUAAACUUUCUAGGAUUUUGAGAUCACUGACCUUCGAAUAAAAAAAACGUUAAUAUUUUUUUCGGGGCGCAGUGCACCUGUCCUAGAGAGCGUUUUUGUACAGACUUUUUUCUCGACUUUCGAGAAGUUCAGAAGGAUUGCACUCUAUACUAAAACUUGCGAUAAACAAGUGAACUUGUCUUGGUUUUUUAUCUCUUGCAUAUUCCUGUACAUCACAUAAGAUAGUUUUCCCGAUUUUUCACUAUAUUAGUGUGAUUUUUAACAAAAACAUUGAGUCUCAUUGUAAAGAAAAUCUCUUGAAGAACCAAGGAGAUAAUAUUUCCUAGUUACAGAAACAGAACCACAUAUUUGCAGCUAUUUUUCAUAUGUUUUCCCGAAAUCUUGCAGUUAUCAUUUUGCGGUAUUCUUUCAUCUGAUUUCCUCAAUAUCAUCCAUCUUUAUCUUCCGAAUGACGUGUGAACUGCCGGACACUAUUUAUAAGGUGUUCUUUCAUCGCUUGUACGUCCAAUUUCGCCCCACUUUAUUUAUUCAGCCCUAGAAAACUCCCCUGGGAAGAAGAAAAUUUGAAAAAGUGGAGAAUACUUCCAAAGGCCUCGGGAUAGUCCCAGGCUUUUUUUUUCAAUGGGAGCAUGGAGCUGGCCAAAACAAGUCUGUUUUCUUGUCUUUCUUUUUUUUCUCAUUUGGGGGCGUCUCUCGUGUUUGGAGCGUAUCUUGAGAGGUGCAAAAGAAUGCGUUAUGAUCGGCGAGGACCCCUCGGCCUGCAUUUCCGUGAUUGAAUUCCCGAACAUCAGCUCUCGAGUCGUCUUUUCUCGUCCAUCCGCUUGUACUUCGGAACAUUGGACUUUAUAGGACGCUGUCCGACAUGAAUCAACUUGCCGAAAUGACUGUCGACGGAGGCCAAAGCUCCACUGAUGAAAGCAGGUUGACUUUUGAUACAACUUCUGUUCUUCAAAAUAAUCAUCUGAAAAGAAAUAAUACUCAAAUAUGGACAAUUCAUAUCUCAUGCUUUCGAAAAAAUAAACUUUACUGAAAUAAGUCUCCGCGUAUCGCGAAAGAAGUUUGAAUGCAACGCAUCUCGAUGUAGGCAUGAAAAAGUUAUGAAGAAAAAGUUUGACGCGCCGCGGACCACAUGUUUUAGGAUAAAAUGUUGCUUUUUGUUAUCUAGAAGGUUCAGAAAUAUUAGUUGACCAUGUCAUUAGCGAGAAAAUUUCAUAGUACUUGAGGGUUUUGCACUUAAGAUUCAAACAAGGCAUACCGGUUUUCUGGAAAAUAUGAGGCGCUUCGAGAAAAUCAUUUUUUAUUUGAAAAAGUUUAAUUUUAGUUUAAGUACUCGGUUUAUGAUUGAAAAAAAAAACAUAAUCUCAGGAAAUCAACUCAUCCUUAUAUGAUGUUCUUCUUAUAUUUUUAAUACCAAAAAAGCCUUUAAAACCUUCUUUGGUAUUUAAGCUGAAAAAAAAAAUGCAAAAGGCUAAUAAAACGAAAAACUUGAAAAAUGAAAUUUAAAAAACGUUAUGAAAUUAAAAUAUAACUCGAAGAAAGAUUUUGAACAGCGAUAAAAAAGGGAAGUUUGCAGUGAUUUUGUGAUGCUCCUUGUGAUCUGCGGCAUUUGCGGGAUCAUCCUCGGCGUCGCCAUCAAACUGUGUUACAACUAUUCGCGCACCUUCCCGGGACAAAAGGUUGGAUUUCUUUGCCUCGCAGUCCGAUCUGAGGUGUUUUCCAGGAAAGCGAGACCGUCCAGGGGUUCAACCGCCGCGCCAUAUCCGUCAAAGGCUCUCGAGGCAAUCGCUACUCGGUCGCUUGA
Caenorhabditis auriculariae is the source of this 5130-nucleotide messenger RNA. Lineage: Eukaryota; Metazoa; Nematoda; Chromadorea; Rhabditida; Rhabditidae. The record is from the annotation of a GenBank genome assembly.